AUGAACUUGCUUCAGGAGAAACGCAAGGCUAUCGAAUUUGCUGCACAGUUGAAAAGACUUGAGAAAAUGAGAGAUGACAUUAAUUGGGAUGUGCCACUUACACCACGUUCUAGCAUUCAAAUUUCGGUACCGUCUAAAAACGAAAAAGCAAAAAAUCCGAGGAAUGGUAUGAAGAGAAAGAGUGUUGAUCCUAUUGCUCCGACCACUAAACCGCAAGCCCUACAUGGGUCGAACCAGUCUUUUUCUUGCGGCUCGAAUCAAUCGUCUUCUCGUCAAUCGACCGUACCUUCUUGUAUGACUCUACCUCAGCCUAAUUCUUCUUCUGAGUAUUCGCGUAGAACAGCUGUUCCAUCUUGGGCUGGUGGUCCUCCAUCGCACACAUCUUCUACCGAGUUUUCACGACGAGCGAUUGCACAUUCUUGUGCUGGUCUUGCACGAGCUAAACCAGCUUCUACUGUUUUUUCGGGCCUACCGAUUCCAUCGUCUGCUAAUAAACCGAAAUCGCCUUUUACUGAGGUUUCGCUGUUUGGAGUGCCGCUUUAUGUUCAACCCGUUUUCCGCAACUAA
This is a messenger RNA of Caenorhabditis bovis, 567 nucleotides long. Lineage: Eukaryota; Metazoa; Nematoda; Chromadorea; Rhabditida; Rhabditidae. The record is from the annotation of a GenBank genome assembly.